Vollenhovia emeryi is the source of this 699-nucleotide messenger RNA. RefSeq lists its product as uncharacterized. The transcript has a single exon. The record is from RefSeq and is a predicted model, not a curated record. Bases 1 to 699 code for a protein of 232 amino acids. Lineage: Eukaryota; Metazoa; Arthropoda; Insecta; Hymenoptera; Formicidae.
AUGGCGUGCAUACCGCCUAUAGAGCUGACCGCCAAGGUCCACGCGGCUAUCUAUAACAAGGUGGCCGAGGCCAAGAGGAGGGGAGAUCCAGUAACCCCCAGGAUCAGAAGGGCCAUAGCCCUUCAGCUGAAGAGGGACAUGAGGGAGGAGUGGCGGCAGUGGCUCGGGCGAGCAGAUUGCGCGGGCCAGAGGACUGUGUCGGCCAUCCUCCCUCAAUUGGACGCAUGGCUCGAGCGUCCUUGGGCCAGAGCUUCGUACCGGACGUCGCAGGUGCUCACCGGGCAUGGUUGCUUCGGUAGGUACCUGCGGCGGAUCGGAAGAGAGGACACGUCCCGCUGUCACCAUUGUGACAGCGCGGACGACUCAGCGCAGCACACGCUGGAGCACUGCCCGGCGUGGGCUGGGCAGAGGCGCGUCCUGAGGGACGCGAUCGGCGAUGACCUCGCCCUCCCGAAGGUGGUGGAAGCGAUAGUGGAGGGCGAGGACAAGUGGAAGGCGUUCUCGGCUUACUGCGAGUCAGUGAUGCGUGAGAAGGAGAACGCGGAAAGGAUACGUAGGGGGGAGGCAGAUCCCUCCGGUUGCCAAGGAGCAGCAGCGGCCAGGAGAAGAAGGAGGAGGAGAGGAGUGGCCGCGCAUCGAAGAGGCUGGUUGCCCGGUGGAGGGGGGUGGGAUUCGCGGGACGGCUGUCCUUGCCCGUAA